Molecule: messenger RNA, 1896 nt
Organism: Symbiodinium natans
Lineage: Eukaryota; Dinophyceae; Suessiales; Symbiodiniaceae
Source: the annotation of a GenBank genome assembly
AUGGACUCGGAAGAGUUUCAACCGGUCUUGCAGUGGCUGCGACGCCAGGCAGUGCGUGAGAGUGUAGCCAAGAUCGCCCCUCCUGGAAGUCACUUCUGGCACCAUCUGGACCGCUUGAUUUGGGGCUUCUUGCGAUUUGCGAUUUGCGUGCCGCGUGACUGUCCGACAAUUGCAGAAGCUCUGGAGAGGCUCUCACCAUGGCCUGUAGCAACCAUCCUCGUCUCUGCUGGAACUUAUCACGAAAGUGUCGUGAUUGACAAGCCAGUGGAGCUGGUCGGCAGAGCACAGGUGACAUUGAAAGGCAUAUCUUCACAACCUGUAGCGGCCGUGCGGGGUGUUGGAGCCUCGCUGUACAACUUGUCCUUGGAGGGCGGAGUCGAGGUGGAAGGUGCGGAAGGUGCGGAAGGUGGAAGGUUGCUGCUGAAGGAUUGCGCACUCUCCUUGCAAGGGGUCACUGCCAAGGGCAGCGCGCGGGCCACUCUGCAGGAUUGUGCCGUGACUUGCUGCCAGCGCACGGCGUGCAUCCUGCGAGACGAGGCCGUUGUGAAGCUCAACCGCUGCAGCUUCGAAAGCAACCUCGGCGUUUGUAUUUCUGCGCGGGAGAGGGCAUCCGUCACAACGUGCGAAUGCACACUGCAGAGGAAUGCCGCGCCUGUGAUGCAGUUCCGGGACGAUGCCACGGCGGAAGUGAGAAGCAGCUGCCUUCGAUCCAACAAAGGUUGCGGUGUUCUGAUUCGUGGCAAGGCCAAGGCUUCAAUCGAAUCCUGCGAGCUGAGAGGACACAAGAUGGCCGCCGUUAGUUUUCAGCACAGCGCCAGCGGCACCCUCCGGGGCAACGUGAUGCAAGAAAAUGAUGGCGCCGUGGUCCUCCUCAGUGGCGAGGCCUCCGUUCUUGUGGAGAACAACACCCUGACGAACAACGGCAAGAGUGCGCCUGUCAUUGAGUUUCGGUCUGCGUCAGGCACAGUACGAGCAAAAGUGGCGGGCAAGCGCGAAGACUCGCAGAAUCAGCUUACACACAAGUUGGCAUACAUCUCCGGGCAGACUGGGGAGGAGUGGGUGGAUGUUGAUGAGCAGGGUAAGAUCUUGCGCAACAAAACCGGCGAAACCAACAUACCAUACACUUUGCAGCAACCCAUGCGCGCGGGACAUGCCGACGAUGGAGAGGGUGGGACCCUGAAUGGCGCAAGUCUUGCAAGGGGCACCAGGAGAUGUGUAAUUGCUGUCCGGGACACAGCGCAAGCCACAAUCCGAGACAAUCAGAUUGAGAAGAAUGAUGGCUACGGAAUUCUGAUCAGCGAGCAAGCCUUCCCCAUUGUUGAGCGAAACCGCCUGUCUGCGUGCCGUUGCGCUGCGAUUCACAUGGAUGGCUCGUCAUCUGCAAAGAUCGUCGAGAACAGCUUUUACGACAAUCAUGCUGCAGGAAUUGACGUUCGGGGCGAAGCAUCCCCAACAAUAGAGGACAACACGUUUCGAGGCCACAAGCUACCGGCGAUCAAGGCAGCCGAGAAGUCAGCGUGCGUCAUUCGAGGCAAUCGCCUAUCGGAGAACCCUGGCCAUGCCCUGGUGGUCAGCGACUCCGCGCGCCCUCAUGUGGAGCGGAAUUUCAUGGAGGCAGGCAGAACGCCAGCUAUGCUGAUCCAGUCGCCACAUGGCAGCUACUUGGCCAACGAGGAGGUCGAAAGGUCCAGCGCCGGCCAGAGCCGCAGCAAACGACGCUGGGAGCCAGACACAGAAUCCACCGAUCCCGCGCAGCAUGACAAAAAAGUUGCCAAAGCCUAUAUUCUCCUAUUAAGCAUAUAUUUUUUUAUACUGAUAGAUGGUCAGCUUGUGAUACCCAAUGUAUUGCUCGAUGGUUGUAUUAACAUAUUGCUAUACUAUCACAUUGUUAUAUGA